This is a messenger RNA of Frieseomelitta varia, 1463 nucleotides long. RefSeq names its product serine protease 27-like. Gene Ontology annotation, molecular function: serine-type endopeptidase activity. Bases 24 to 1463 code for a protein of 479 amino acids. Lineage: Eukaryota; Metazoa; Arthropoda; Insecta; Hymenoptera; Apidae. Gene Ontology annotation, biological process: proteolysis. The transcript has 3 exons. The record is from RefSeq and is a predicted model, not a curated record.
AGAUAGCUAUAUGAGGAUAAAAUAUGUUUCAAAUUUGUACACAUUUUUAUUUCAUUUUAAUGAAAAUGUUAUUUUAUAUUUGGUUUUUUCUGAUUUUUAUAAAUUUAAAAGAGUAUAAAAGCAUACUAUUAAAGGGUAAAAGAGCUCAAGAUGGUCAAUUUCCCUGGUUGAUACAGUUUCAAACAGUAGCACCAUGUGGUGGAGUACUUCUUUCACCAGAUUGGGUUUUAACCGCAGCUCAGUGUGUUCAUGACAAGAGAAAUUCUAUUACUUUAGUUGCAACUGGAUUAAAUGGAACUAAUUCUAAACAAACAUUACCUGUAAAAGCUACAUAUAUAUAUCCCACUUACAAAGCUUAUUCUAUUCUUCCCGAUCGAGAUCAUAAUAUAGCUCUUUUGAAGCUUAUCAAGCCAUUUGACAUGUGUCAUAAUAAAAUAAUUCUACCUAAUAUUAUGUCUGUCAGAUAUGAUGAUGACUACAAAUUGUGUUUGAUAUUUGGAUGGCAAAGUUAUGUUUCAUUGUUUUCAAAGGUCCUAGCUAAGCCAAUUCAAUAUUAUGAAGUAAUUCUUAAUUCCUGGAAAAUGUGUACAUAUAUGCUAAAAACAAAUAAAAAUUAUACAAAUGUAUUUUGUGCAAUGGUUGAGUUUAAGGAUGAAAUGAAAGCCUGUGCUGGUAAUCCAGGUUCUCCAGUUAUAUGUGAAAAUCAAAAUCAUGAAAUAGCUCUAGUUGGAAUCGCAUCAUGGACAAAUUUUUCUUUAGACUGUGGAGAUCUUCCAACAUAUAUUGACCUUGGUGCAUUCAGAAUAUGGAUGAAUAACUUAGUUUUUAAUAACAAAGACACAGAAGAAUGGAAAAAUAAUAGUAAAUUAAGUGAAAAACAAUGUAUAUUUAAAGGAAACACUAAUGUACAUAGUUGCUUAUGGAAUCAUUCAGAUCUUUUACAAUUAGACACAGAAGAAAUAAAUUAUUGGCCAAGCAAAAAAGUGCAUUUACAUAAUAUAUCUGAAAUAAUACAACAUGAGGAAAUACCUACAGAAACUAUGAAUACAACUUACUUUUGGAUCAAAUUACAUCAGUCUGUUUCUAAAAAUCAUAAUAAAAAUGCAUCUUUCUUUGAUGGCUACUAUGAAACAUCUUACACAAAUACAACAAAAAAACCAAGUAACAAUAUUUAUACAUAUAAAGAAAUUGGAAGUUUUCAAAAUAACAAUCAAAUUGUAGGAAAUUUGCAAAAACAAAUUAAUGCUAAAAAUAAAUCAUUAUUAUACAAUAGGCCACAAAUUCAUGAAGUUGUAAUAAAGCAAAACGAGGAUCAAAUAGAAAUAGACGAUUUUGAGUUAUUGCCAUUUAGUUUUGAAAACAUAAAUGCUUCUUAUUCUAAUAUUGUUGUAGCAUAUCCAAAGAGACUAUACUUAUUUUUUCAUUUUGUAUUUUGGAAUCUUUACAUUCUUAUUUAUACAUAA